This is a messenger RNA of Schizophyllum commune H4-8, 1641 nucleotides long. RefSeq lists its product as uncharacterized. The transcript has 4 exons. Gene Ontology annotation, molecular function: protein binding. The coding region runs from base 1 to 1641 and encodes 546 amino acids. The record is from RefSeq and is a predicted model, not a curated record. NCBI's taxonomy places the organism in Eukaryota, Fungi, Basidiomycota, Agaricomycetes, Agaricales, Schizophyllaceae.
AUGGAAACAAAACCGCCGCCUCUGUCGGUCCUUCCAAGCGGGGACUACUACUUCGACGACGGCGAUGUCGUCGUGCAAGUAGAAAGCACAUUGUUUCGCAUCCAUGCGUAUCACCUCCGUCGUACCACUUCAUUCUUUGAUGAGCGUCUCGAGCCUCGCAAAGGAGUCUUGGGCGCAGGAGCGAGCCAGGACCUAUCAAGAAUCGUGCUCGAAGAUGUCACGGUUGAGGCCUUUCGUGAUCUUCUCUGGUUCUUCUAUGAGUCGGCCUAUAAUCAAAGGGACGCACCCUGCCUCAAAGAUAAAUGGGAGCGCAUUUUCUCGCUGGCCUUGACAUAUCAGAUGCUGCCUGUUUUGCGAGCUGCGAGUUCUGUGCUGGAUGGCUUGGGCCUAUUGGACGAAGUCCGGAAGGUUGUGCUGUGCGCGACGCUUGGGGUUUCCUCGCGGACCACUUUCGGUGCUGCAGGUGCUCUGAAGAUGAUCAUCCUUCGAACCAGACCUUUGUCCGAUGUAGAGAGCCGGCUAUUAGGUCUUGGCGCGACCGUUGCUGUUUCGCGUGCUCGCGAGCAAGCACUGAUCAGUAGCUGCGCCGACUCAUCCCCGUCCUGUCCUUCAUGUGGACGAGAGGCUAUAUGCUAUCGUGGCAUGCACAUUUGUCACCGGAGGAGCAAAGGCAGCGGCGAGUGCAAGCAUCAUUAUCGCAGAUGCCCGAAUGCAGGAUCCUACAUGACGAAAGCCAGCAUUCAAGCAAUGCUGGAUCUUGUUGCGCCCUAUGCAGGUAUAUACAUACUGCGACGUGCGUCCGAACCCUACCACCAAAUUGGCGUUGCUCACCUUCAAGUAUUACAGAUUGGGGGUCGAAUCUUCUUUCUACAUAGCUACCACCUUCGAAGGGCGUCGAAAGUUUUCCGGACUAUGUUUACACUUCCUGCCGAACAGUCGUGCCCCGAAGGUGCAACGCAAGAUCGACCGAUUCAACUGCAGUUCACGAAUAACGUCGCUUUCGCGAACCUUAUGUGGUUCUUCUACCGGUACCCGUAUAAAUGGCAAGUGGCAACUGCUCACGGAAACUAUGGUUGCUCAUUCUUCCGCUCUAGGACGUCCGCGGUCGACGACGACGACGUCCAUAACUGGGAAUCCAUCCUGAUAAUCGCGGACCGCUUCGACAUGGAAGACGUUAUCCAGACGGCUUUAUACAAUCUAGGCAAGAUGAACGCGCUGGAGGAUGUUCGCAAGAUAUCUCUGAGCGACAGAUACACCAUUGACCCCGAAUGGGCGUUCGAUGCUUUUCGUCGCCUCUGUAUUCGUCCGGACCCGUUGACGAUGACAGAGGUUCUAAGUCUGCAGCCGUCGACGACUGCAAGGCUCUUCAUCGCGCGGGAGGAUUUGAUGCUUCGAACGGUUAAGCGCACCCGCGACAGUCUUAGACUGGUAAGUGACUUGAAUGCAUGUCGACUUGAUCCUGUACUCAUCGGUAUUCUACUAGACUCCGUUGUCAGAGGAAGACAUAGAAGAUGUUGCUCGCAAAAACUAUGCAAGAACGCCUUGAGACAGGUGCAUGUAGGGACGCGCUCCUACAGUGCUACUACUGCGUCGCAGCUAUUUCACAGUAGCAUUCCUGAGCUUCCGCUGAAUAGCACUUGA